AGUUGUGGAAGCUUUCUGCCUCCGAUUUGCCCAAGUGUCGUCACCGAUAAGGCGGGCGUAUUUAAUUGGUUCUUUUUUGUGCUAUUUUAUUAUUUCCGAGCGCUAGCGUUUAGUCGAAUUUUGUCCGAAGCUGCGUGCGGGCGUGAAUCUCUAAAGGCAACUUAUAUAAUUUCUUAUAGACCGAUCCAUAUAUCGUCGUUCGAAUUUCUUAAGAAUUAGGAAAAAGGAUUUUUACUGAAGUAACACUGGACGCACAACGGCAAAAUGAGUGAAGUUCCCAAUCCCACGCUGUGCACCGCGGCCUAUGAAUCCUCCAUAACUUCCGGAAUCUACCACAACAUAGCUACGAACUAUGCAGAUCAAAAUGUGGCAGUAUCACCACUUCUACUGGAAGCCACUCUAUCCCUUCUCUUCCUGGGAUCGGAUGGAACCACUGCCGAGGAGCUGCAGAAGCUGUUGCGACUGAAGCAACGCUUCCCCAGCAAUGCCAAGAUGGCCAACUUCUAUGCGGCGGAACUGGCUAAUAUCACAGGGGAUGCCGAUACCCGCCUGAAGUUACAGAACCGCCUGAUGCUCCAGCCAGUUUCGGGAUCUGAAAAUGGUAUUGCCGAUGAUUUCCAGAAGAUAUCCCAAACCUAUUUCCAUGCCACCGCCGAGUGUGUGGACCUGGGCCAAACGGAGAAGCUGCGUCGCCACAUCAACGAACAGAUCCUGGCCAGCGUCGGUGGAGGCAGCUGGCAGGAGAUCCAUGUAGAAGCCACUCCCACUGCCAAAACCCUUCUCCUGCUGGCGGCAAAUCUUCAGAGCAAGUGGUUCCUGCCCUUCAGUGCCUACAGAACCGGACUCUAUGAGUUCCACAGCGGCAGCCAGGUGAAAUCCGUGCCCAUGCUCUUCGACGACGAUAUGUUUGUGAAGUUCGCUGAACUAAGGGAUCUGGAUGCCCGGGCCAUAGAGUUGCCCUACGAACACGCCGAGGAGCUGUCCAUGCUGCUCAUCCUGCCCAACCAGCGCAACGGCCUCCAGGAUCUGGAGCAGCAGCUGCGCGACCUGGAUUUGGGUGCACUGCAGCAGCGCAUGCAGAUGGAGGGCGUCCAGGUGCUGCUGCCCAAAUUCAGCAUCGAUUUCGAGUGCAGUCUGCGGCAGCCCCUGAAACAGCUCGGCUUUGAGGAGAUAUUUGCGGCCUCGGCGAACUUUAAACAUUUGCAUCCAUCUGGCAGUCUGCCCGUGGUCGAUGUUCUCCAAAAGCUGCGUAUUAACUUGAACGAGUCUGGUUCUGGCCAAGAAUUGCCUCGUAUAGCAGCAGAUUAUAAACCCAUUGUGAUCAGCAAUUCCUCUCGACAGAAGUUCUUCCGAGCCGACCAUCCAUUUUUCUUUGCCAUUCGCAGUGAGAAGAUGACCUAUCUAAUGGGUCAUGUGGUUGAAUUUUAAUGCUCAAUUGGAAUUUUAGAAAUGUGUAGGGGUUGUGCAAUAUAAGUUAAAUAAAACUAAUACUUACUAAACUCAUAAACAAUAUGCUGCCGAA
Drosophila suzukii is the source of this 1522-nucleotide messenger RNA. It is a transcript of the gene Spn31A, whose product is annotated as Serpin 31A. NCBI's taxonomy places the organism in Eukaryota, Metazoa, Arthropoda, Insecta, Diptera, Drosophilidae. The record is from RefSeq and is a predicted model, not a curated record. Gene Ontology annotation, molecular function: serine-type endopeptidase inhibitor activity.